CAAUGACAUUUCUUUUCAUUUGUCUUCUUGUAUCUCUUCCUCUCAUAUUUCUCAUAUACUUUCUUCCCAAAUUCAUCAAAAACGAAUCAUCAAAUUGCAAUCCACCAGGCCCUCGUGCACUACCAAUAAUCGGAAACUUGCACCAAAUCGAUCAGUUAAACUUGCAUACUUCCCUAUGGAACCUCUCCAAAUCCUACGGUCCAAUUGUAUCACUCCGCUUUGGUUCCAUUCCAGCUAUCGUUGUUUCUUCAGCAAGUCUUGCGAAAGAAGUCAUGAAAACCCAAGAUUUAAUCUUUUGUGAUAGACCUUCCUUGAUUGGGCAACAAAAGGUGUCUUACAACGGCAUGGAACUCAUUUUUUCACCCUACAACGACUUUUGGAAAGGGAUGAGAAAGAUAUUUAUGAUUCAUUUGUUAGGCCCCAAAAGGGUUCAAUCAUUUAGGUCCAUUCGUGAAGACGAAGUCUCUAAUAGCAUGAAAAAGAUACACGAGCUAGCGCUUUUAUCUAAGCAAGUAAACUUGAGUGAAAUCAUGAAGAGUGUGACUAGUACUAUAAUGAUGAGAGUCGGGUUUGGCAAAAGGUACCAAGUUGGACAUGAAAGAAAGGAGAUUCUUCAACUGCUUCUCGAAGUUCAAGCAAUGAUGGCGGAUUUCUUUGUCGCCGAUCUUUGGCCUAGUUUACCUUUUGCAGGAUUAAUCGAUAGGUUAUUGGGCAAAACAGAUCGGCUAGAGAAAUGCUUCCAAUAUUUCGAUGUGCUUUACCAGGAACUCAUAGAUGAACAUCUUAACAGUCAAAUCGCCAAGUCGCAUGACGAAGAAGACUUCAUUGAUAUUUUACUACGGCUUAAAAAAGAUCAACUAUUCGACCUCACUUACGAUCAUAUAAAAGGCAUGAUCAUGGAUGUAUUGGUAGCAGGAACAGAUACUAGCGCAGCUACGGUGGUUUGGGCGAUGACAGCGCUAAUGAAGCAUCCUAAAGUAAUGAAGAAAGCACAAGAAGAAGUGAGAAAUGUGGUUGCAAAGAAAGGUAAAGUAGACGAGGAUGAUAUUUCGAAACUCACUUAUAUGAAAGCAGUGAUAAAAGAAAUCAUGAGAUUAUACCCUACCGUUCCUCUUCUAGUAAAUCGAGAAACAACUAAAGAAACCACGUUACAUGGCUUCAAAAUCAAGCCAAAAACUUUAGUGUUUGUUAAUGCAUUGGCCAUUGGAAGGGACCCUGAAUCUUGGGAAAACCCGGAGGAGUUCUUGCCAGAGAGGUUUUUGGGUAGUGAUAUUGACUUUAAAGGGAAUGAUUUUGAGUUGAUUCCUUUUGGAGCGGGCCGAAGAAUUUGUCCAGGAAUCUCAAUGGGAGUCGUCACGGUGGAACUUUUACUAGGUAAUCUUCUUUACUUGUUUGAUUGGGGGUUGCCGGAUGGAAUGGAGAAGGAAGAUUUGGACUUUCAAGUUAAUCCUGGGAUAACCAUGCACAAGAAGAAUGAGCUCUGCCUUCUAGCUCAUGUGUACAUGUAAAAGACUACUAUCCAAAUAACCACUUGUUGAUAUAUAAUUCUAGGAAAAACAACAUAUUGGAUAUUUUGUAAUACUUGUUAUAAUAAAUCAAAUGUCGAUGAAUCAUUAAUUCCA
Molecule: messenger RNA, 1622 nt
Organism: Erigeron canadensis
Lineage: Eukaryota; Viridiplantae; Streptophyta; Magnoliopsida; Asterales; Asteraceae
Product: cytochrome P450 83B1-like
Exons: 2
Coding region: 3-1508 (501 amino acids)
Molecular function (GO): heme binding; iron ion binding; oxidoreductase activity, acting on paired donors, with incorporation or reduction of molecular oxygen
Source: RefSeq, a predicted model, not a curated record